UACGAUAAAGGUAAUGUAUUCGUAAGCCUGCCGGCGAUUAAAACAUUCCGUUUCCCUAAACGCAGCAAGAUGGAGUUUACGAUAAAGAAACUCCACUACAUCGCAUACAUUGGAUUUAUCAGCGGCAUCAUCGGAGUACUUGGAACUUAUGUCAUAUCGGUGGCGAGGAAUGAUGUCCAGGCGUGGCUGCCAUACAUCAGUGAUGCCGGUGGGGACGCGCCGCAGAGCACAAUCUUUUCUUUCUCCAUGAUCAUCGUCUCAUUUUGCUUUAUGGUCGGCGUUUGGAUAUGUUACCUCCUUAUCCAAGAAAGAAAUGAGAAACGCGACGUGAAAGUUCUGUGGCUGAACCGACUUCUCCUACUGUCCGGCGUGGGGACAGGAGCUGGCAUGAUCAUCCUCGCAGUUAAUCCCACGGGACAUCUUCGAAAAGACGGCACAUGGGUUUGGCCCAUCUUCGCCCCGCACAUGUUCGGUGCCGUGCUAAUGUUCACAAGUGGUAUUGGCAUCAUGGGCCUCUUGCUUAUAUGUACCUACAUCCUCGACUAUCCUCACUACCGAAAACCGACCUUCUACGUCCGGUGUUUUGCCGUUGUCGUUGGCCUCAUCUCGGGGUUACUCAGAACAUCAAGUCACACUCGAGCCCGGCCCAGGCCCACAAAAAGAAGGCUUUGCCCGGCCCGGCCCGUGGGCCGGUUCGGGCUUGGUCUUUCGGCUGCAGCGUUUUGUCCCUACACCCAGACGGACAAGCUAAAGCCUCCUCCUGAUCAUCCAAGGGAUUACCCUCCGAACACCAUAAUCAGCGCUUUCUCCGAGUGGCUGGUGGUUAUAACGUUCAUGGUCUUCACCCUGUCCUUCGUGCCAGAGUUCAGGAAGUUAAAGAUGGACAUCAGAUUAGGCUACGAUGAGCAGAGAAAGCCUCUGGCGACGUCCACUUCCAGCCUCCACGAGUCCACCUUCAGCAAAUCAUCGGACCGCGUCGUCUGAACUCUGUCACAUUCAGUGCUCCAGACACAUCAUCGUGCGGAUGUACAUAUUUGCUCAACUACUACCGUCCGAACUUCGUUCGUCCCAGCGUGUGCACCCUCACUUCACGACAGCUGCCAAAGGGGCAGCUGGAAAAGAAGCUGCCAGGGUGUGAAAACUAAUUAUGAACACAAUACUGAAACGUUGCCUCUGAGGGGGCUGAGACGCGAACGAAAGCGCGCAUAAACGCAAGACUGCGACUGAUGUUUCAAAAGCAAUUGCCUUAAUUAACAAUGUUGCUAACGAAGGCAAUUGAUUUUGAAACAUUAGUCUCUGCUUCAUGUCCUCGCGCGCUUUCGUUCGUGUUCCAAGGACUCCCCGAAGCUCAUUGCAGUAAUGUACGGGUAUAAAUUAAGGGCAACUAUUUAUUAAGGGUAACUACAAAAGUAUUUUUGUGUAUGUGGGGGGGGGGGGAGCGGUGAGACUUUAUGUUAGUAGUAGCAGAUCAAGUCGGGAGACGAGUUCAAAUUCUCCUUUUUUUUCUUACAAACAAAGAAGGGCAACUAUGAAGGAAGUCCACGGAACAUCUGUUACUUGAACAAAACGAGUGUUAUGAAGCUCGGACGGGUAAAAAGGAAUUCAAUUUUUAUACCAAUGAACAUUCUUUGCGAUGAGAGGCAUUUUCGAGAUUGGGUGACAAGAGCCUCUUGGCCAAUUCCAUUGCGAGAGCAAAUUUUGCCUGACGACGGAAGUGGGUUCGCGGGAGCAAAGCGCGUUGCCCUCCAAUUCGAGUAUCUUUUCUGGGAUUAGACGUACUACCCGGUGCGCCUAGUGACAGCGUAGCUACAUCGCUAGGCAGAAGGCCGCGAAAUCCUGCAAGAUUUCUCUGAACCACGACCGAGCAUAGAUAGUAAUGUACGUUUACUUGUGCAGCAGUAAUUUUGCCCCUGUCAGCGACACGAACCUGGAAAAACCCUCCAACAUUAUCGCCUUCGCUUGUCCAAUAUCUGUCCUGUUCCGCUCGUUUUGUCCCAUGCGAAGCCACCUAAGUAAACCGGCGGGUCAGAAUGUAUUGCCCAUUCGAACAAAUGUUUUGCCUCUCCUCCACCAAUGGAACAUUCCGCGCAUAAACUGGCUCCGCAAACGAUUCUUUUUUUUUUUUUGCAUCUUCUCCGAGCAAAAUUUUGACCCAGCUCUGCCGCAGUGGAAUUCUGUUACAGCAUCGAAGCAUUAGGCGUGUUGCAUGUUUGUUGGAUAACGAACAGAGCCCGAACAAGGUAGUCGUCAAUCUAAAUACUCCAUAAGUGCGUUUGGGUUGGAUGCGUUUUAAUCAUUAUUAAUCAAAAUUAAAGAGAACAGCGCCCCAAUGGGAUGCUACUGCGGGUGGACCACUUGACCUAGAACAUAUCGCCAUUUAUACUCUCAUUGAAUAAAAGGCAUUUCCCUGCUAUACGGUACGGUACAUUCAUGAAUUUCAGCUAACUAGUCGUCCAGUAGUUGAAUACGCUGUCUUACAGGAAGUUCGCCUGGCCGUACAACCCACCCGCAAAAAAGAAACUUAUGCAGCUCUAAUAGUUUUUUUUUUAGAAAAUAAAAUGUGUCGAAUAUAAAAAAACACCCUGAAUAAAAGUCCAUGCAUAGUCAGUGCGGAUACCUUCUAUGUGUAAAAUAAGAAUAAUGGAGGUUUCGGCAGAAGUUUACAGUGUACUAGAACAUCGGUAAUUUAUUACAAGUUAAGCGACGAUGUUAGUACAUAUUGUUAAGGCAAGAUUUUAGUAGUGCAAUCCUAUGGUUAUAAAAAAAAUGCGUUACGAAUGGAGUCAAUGUUGCGGCAGAAACUCAGCUCUCCUCCGGAAUAAACUGGUUGACGAGCCUCAAUCGGUUUUAAAGUCCGCCUUGGCGACUUCACUGUCUAGCUUCAGCGCACACCUCAGUGGUUGUCAUGUGCAUAUACAUGUAUGCUAUCAGCAGGCGCACGAAACAAAACUGGUGUUCAGCACGGAUAUGCAAGUGAUAUUGGCACAGGGUCCAACAACAGCAAAGCAUGUCUUCACAAAUUGUGCUUAUACAGUCAAUAACGAUGGUGUGUUCACAACUGCAAUGGUUUGCUGAAUGCCGAGGUAAAUAUUACGAGUAUGAAGAAAAAUGUGAUUGCAGUGUGAGGUACAAACAUGGUACCUUUUGUAGCGCUCAAACAAUUAUACACCUGUUCUACGUAUUUUACCUUUUACAGUAUUGUCAUACACGUCCUAAGUGUCGUGUUGCACAAAAGCGUUAUGAGAGAUACUCGUCCUACGGUUUCUUGUGUGUGUUUGUCUCGUGCCAUUACUUGAUCGUCAUCAGCAGCAGCAUCUCAAUGAGAUUAAUAUGACGACAAACAGCGAGCACAUUCGCAAGAAAAUGUCGCAGCGCGAUAUUCAUCAACCGUGACGGAAAUCAUGGUUACAGUACCUUCAAUCCGCAAGCAAAGAUAGUUGUUUGUGAGUCCUGUGUGUGCGUAUUUGCUUCACGCCCGAGUUCUGAGGUGGAUUUAAGUUUAGAACCUCGGUGAUACUGCUGUUUGUUAUGCAUUGUUCGAGGUCAUUUUCUUUGCAGGCUCUCAUAACCGAUUGCAACACGUUCCGUAACAUGAUGUCAGCCACUACACAGGAAUAAGGCGAAUGGCUUAAUGUUUUUGGGACCGUUAUCAUAGAGUCCAUGAUAACGGUCCCGUGAUAAUGGUCAUCUUCCGUUCUGCUAAAACCCGCUAAUGACAAUUCCUGAUUUUAUGUCGCGAGGCAACUCAAAGCUUGAUUGCAAUGGACGUCGAAACGAACAACAACUUUAUUGUUGAAACAACAUGUGGAAACGAGUGUGCUCAUUUUUAGCAUGAACUCUGACCAACUUGCCCGACGUUCUACACUUACUAAGGCAAACGAUUGGCUGUAAGGUUAGUAUGUAUUGUAGUAUUGUAGUUAAGGGUAAGUAUUUAUUGUUCUGCAAGAAAAAGAUCCGAAUCUCAGUUUAAGCUCUUUUGAUUUCUUCCUUCUUGUCCCCGUUGUCAAGGGCUCAAACGAAUCCUUGGUUGGUAGCACGUUAUUACCGGGCGAUCUACCUGUCAGAGUGGCGGGGUGUUGCUCGAAGGUACCGUUGAAUGAGAAAGGAAAAAAAAAACCGUACAGCUGUUUGCACCAAGGCUGUUGGAAGUAUACUUUAGAUCCUGUUGUCGAUGGGAAAUGUUCGAUAUUUCGAACAGUAUUAAACGUUGUAUUGAUCCUGUUGAUAAAGAUGUUUAUUUCGUUA
Molecule: messenger RNA, 4245 nt
Organism: Ornithodoros turicata
Lineage: Eukaryota; Metazoa; Arthropoda; Arachnida; Ixodida; Argasidae
Product: DNA damage-regulated autophagy modulator protein 1-like
Exons: 8
Coding region: 70-984 (304 amino acids)
Source: RefSeq, a predicted model, not a curated record